Molecule: messenger RNA, 2408 nt
Organism: Etheostoma spectabile (orangethroat darter)
Lineage: Eukaryota; Metazoa; Chordata; Actinopteri; Perciformes; Percidae
Product: vascular cell adhesion protein 1-like
Biological process (GO): cell adhesion
Molecular function (GO): integrin binding
Source: RefSeq, a predicted model, not a curated record
AUGGCGGAUGAACACUGUGCAGACCGACCUGUGUUCACCCCAGCCAGACUGGUAGUGAAGCAUGAGCCUCCAGAUAGUGUAUUCAGCUUUAAUCACAUUGGGCCGAUGCUUGAGGGACAUCAGUACACUCUGCAGUGUACAGUACAGGACGUUGCUCCUGUUGAAAACCUCAUUGUGACGUUCUACAGAGGACAGACAGCGCUGGGUAAACCUCAGUCCAGCAUCAACACAGAGAAGAAACCAGUGACUGAGAUCUUCUCUUUAAACAUCACACCCAGUAAAGAAGAUGAUGGAGGCCAGUACUGGUGUGAAGCAAAGCUUGAACUGGGACCUGAAGGACCACAGCCCCCUCCAGUGGUGACGUCACAAAACAUCACUGCCGCCGUGUACUAUGAACCUCAGCUAGAAGGGUUCUAUCCUGGUCGGAUCACUGUCACAGAAGGAUAUCCUCUACAACUGAACUGCUCGGCUGUGGGAAACCCCAGCCCGUCAUACACCUGGAUGCUCCCGUCAGCCAACAUCAGCUCUUCUUCCCCCAAUGGCAGUGUUCUCUCUAUCAACUCUGUAACUUCUGAGGAUGAAGGGUGGUACGUCUGUUCUGUCAGUAACGACGUGGGGACUGUCACUGUGACGUUUGACGUGCUUGUCACAGAUAAACACUGUGCAGACCGACCUGUGUUCACUCCAGCCAGACUGGUAGUGAAGCAUGGUGACCCAACCUCUGCCGACUGCUCUGUAUGUCCUACAUGCAUUGACAUCCAAUAUGAUGUGGAGAGCCCUGUUGGAGACACAAAAAAAAGCGAAAACAAAAUUUCAUGGACAGUUCACAGAAUGACUGAAUGGCAACCAUCGAUACUUUGCUAUUAUACUCUCCCUCCUCAGGUCCAGUGUUGUAGCAAACUGAAUCUAACUGUGUACCAGCCUCCAGAUAGUGUGUCCUUCAACUUUAAUCACACUGGGCCGAUGCUUGAGGGACAUCAGUACACUCUGCAGUGUACAGUACAGGACGUUGCUCCUGUUGAAAACCUCAUUGUGACGUUCUACAGAGGACAGACAGCGCUGGGUAAACCUCAGUCCAGCAUCAACACAGAGAAGAAACCAGUGACUGAGAUCUUCUCUUUAAACAUCACAACCAGUAAAGAAGAUGAUGGAGGCCAGUACUGGUGUGAAGCAAAGCUUGAACUGGGACCUGAAGGACCACAGCCCCCUCCAGUGGUGACGUCACAAAAGAUCACUACCGCCGUGUACUAUAAGCCUCAACGAAUGUCAACAGAUUCAGAUAUUAUCACUGUCGCAGAAGGAAACUCUCUACAGCUGAACUGCUCGGCUGUCGGAAACCCCAGUCCCUCGUACACGUGGACGUCAGCUAACCCUUCCUACUUCAAAGGCAGCGUUCUCACUAUCAACUCUGUAACGUCUGCGCAUAAAGGGCAGUACAACUGUUCUGUCAGCAACCAUGUGGGGACUCUCACUGUGACGUUUAAUGUGGAUGUUGAAGUCAGCUACAUUGGAAUCAUUAUAGGUGUGAUUGCAGCAGUUGCUCUUCUGGUUUUCAUCGGUGUAGUAGUUUUAUACUCAUUUGUCUACAAAGCCAAUCGGAUGGGACAAUACAACCUGAAGGACGUUUUCCGUCGCGCAGACAACACUCUGUCGUGCCCUCUGUAGAGUAAGUCUGCAGCACGGCCUAAAAUGUGUAUGGGCUGUUUUUAUCCUUCAUUUCCUGUCAUGUCUCUACUGAAGCUAUCUAAUGACAUAAAAGCCCCCAAAUCAUAAAAAAAGAAGUUUAAGUCAAGUUCCAACUUGUGUAACCUAAACUGAACACUAGCUUACUGUCUUUUCAGAAGCUUAAUUUACUGUAAAACACAGUGUUAUACUUAAUGAGAUAUGUGUACAGCUCAGAACAGUUAAAACAUGUAUUAAAGUGAAUAGAAAAUAAACUAGUUAAAAUAGAACAUGAUGGACAUAAAAUAAAAGAUACAGUGUAGUGUAAGACAUGAACAAUUACUUCAUUUAAUAAAAGGCAGGGUCAAACAGAAAAGUCUCCAGCCUUUAUUUAAAAGAACUGAGGAUUGCAGCGCACUGCACUUUUUUGGGAGUUUGUUCCAGAUAUGUAAAAACUGAACGCUGCUUCUCCAUGUUUCUUGGGACAGAAAGCAGACCUAAUGACCGGGAAUGUCUAGGUGGGUCAUAAGAAGGCAGAGGAUGAAAAAACAAAGCAAACCAAUAAACAGUUUGGUAAUGGAAAUGGGAAACUAGAUUAAUGUCAACAGGUUAAUGUUAUGUGGUGUUUAGCCACAUUUGGCUGAAACAUCAAGUGUGGCUGUUUUACUGUUUCUCUCUGUUGUAUUGCAGUUGCGUUACUGCAAAGAACUUCAUAACUUUAUUCAGAGAUGUGUUGUAUAUAUAAA